AUGAAUUUUAAUUACAUCCCCACUACCCAACCCUUGUCAGGGACCUCGACGGGGCGCAGCUCCCCGAGUGAUGUGACUGGGCCUGGAAACACAAGAAUGCCGUUUGGUCCUUCUCCAGGGUCCAUCGGCAGCUCAAGACCGAGGGCUGGAUCCCCUUCUCAUGAUUUGGCGUCACGUCUGUACUCUAAGCGAGCUCGUGAAAUCCAAGCGCAAGAAGGCGUUUCUCCUAGCAUUUGGGGUCCCCCUACCAGCGGCCAUUCUACCCCACUUCGCGAGAACAUUCCUGAAUCGCCGAGUCAAGAUAGCUUCCCCGAUCUCAUCACAGCCUCUAGUGGCUCCAUCGAUAGUCCAGGGCGCCGAGCUCGCGCAGGAACGGUACCAUCUCGAUUUCCUCCGAUGGGCACAUUAAAUGAGAUGGGUCUCCAGCCACCAUACAUUUCGCAGACAUCACGACCAACACCAUCCACCAGCCCGUUUAGGCCUCCUGGCGUUUCUGGGAUAGAUACAGGUCCAAAGAUUGCGACCUCAGCUGCUGGUUCCAAUCCGACCUCGCUUUCUCGCCUUCGAGCCGGUUCGAUGCCGCAGAGGAGCGACUUUUUGGGAGGUGGUGGCCCCUUCGGUCCGUCGUUGUUUUCAACCAAUUGGUCCGCGGGACGUGACAGAGCUACGACUUUGACCAGCAUCCGAUCAUCCGAAGGGCCGACAUCACCCAGCCACUCUUCGUACUCCAGGGAUGGACUCGCGGAUACCGAUGUGAAGACACUGGACUACCUGGGGCUUGCUGAGACCCCUCAGCAAGCAAGGGCUUCUCUGGCACGUCCUUCGAUGGAGGCAUUGAUGCAACAGCAGCAGCAACAACAACAAGCCUCCGCGCUACCGCCACUCCUGGCUGAGUUGGCAAUGAUGAAAAGCAAUAAUCGGUUCCGGUCUUACUCUGUCAAUGCUAAGGAGAAGUACGCCGACGACGAGGAUCUCGAAUAUGAAAAUCGUUACUCUCAACUUCCUACUGGCAACCUGACUCCAAAUGCUGCUGCAACCGCCGCUCAAUUGGCCGCUACACAAGCGCAAAUUCACCAGCACAACCUCGCAGUUCAAGCUUUUGCCAGCCAUGCCUCCGUCAGCAGGCCCCGAGCACGAACUGCUGGUAUUUUGGAGGCACCUCCUCAGCGAUCUUCCAUCCGCAACUACCUUGCCACUCCUUCCCGUCUCGACAACAGCUUCAGUGCUUCUGACUUGCAGAUUGCCGAGAACGGUGAGUAUGACGAAUUGUCCGAGGCAGUUCAACUCAUGCACCUUGGAGGAGGAGGUCCUGCUAUUCCAGCUAUGGCGGGCCGACAAGCCGGCGAGAUGGCAGAUGAGAACAACCAGGAUGGCCCCACCCGGGCACUUUGGAUUGGUAGCAUUCCUGUCUCAACUACUGUCACAUCUUUGGAGGCCAUUUUCGGCAUGUACGGAAAGAUUGAGUCGACGCGUGUUCUGACCCACAAGAACUGUGGCUUUGUCAACUUCGACCGUGUCGACAGCGCUGUGCAGGCCAAGUCGUUACUUAAUGGCAAGGAGAUCUUCCCUGGGGCAGGACCUGUCAGAAUUGGUUAUGCCAAAGUGCCUGGGGCAUCGGCUACAGGUACUCCCGGUGCAAACGGCAUUCAGUCCUCGCCAACACCCGACCCGAACUUUGGCUCUAAUCUCGUGGCAGCAGAUGGCUCGGAUAGGACUGACCAGGCUAACGUUGUCCCUCAGAUCCCGGCUUUGGCGGAUCUGUUGCCUGAGAUGAUGCAAAUAGUACAGGAAUUCGGUGCCAGUGAAGACGACUUGCAAAACAUCACCAAUAGCAUCCAAACCUCCAUCGCCUUCCAAGCUUUCGAGGAUGAAAUCCCCUCGGUUCAGGAGCCGAGCCAGUCCCGCAUGUUCGAUGCCCCUCGUCUUCGUGACAUCCGUAAGCGUAUUGACAACGGUGCAUGCUCCAUCCAAGAGAUUGAGGAGACGGCCGAGGCUAUGCUUCCCGAGAUUGCAGAGUUGGCAUCCGAUUAUUUGGGCAACACCGUCGUUCAAAAAUUGUUCGAAUUCUGCUCCGAAGUUACCAAAGAGCAGAUGCUGUCUCAAAUUGCACCCCAUCUUGCCGAGAUCGGUGUCCACAAGAAUGGAACUUGGGCUGCACAGAAGAUCAUCGAUGUCGCCAAGACUCCUACACAGAUGCAGCUAAUUGUUGACGCUCUCCGCCCUUAUACUGUUCCUCUUUUCUUGGAUCAAUACGGCAACUAUGUCCUGCAAUGCUGUCUGCGAUUUGCCAGUCCCUUCAACAGCUUUAUCUUUGAGUCUAUGCUCAGCCGCAUGUGGGAAAUCGCCCAGGGACGUUUCGGUGCCCGAGCGAUGCGGGCUUGUUUGGAAAGCCACCAUUCCACCAAAGACCAACAGCGAAUGCUCGCAUCUGCUAUCGCUCUUCACAGUGUGCAAUUGGCUACUAACGCGAAUGGCGCUCUUUUGCUCACUUGGUUCCUUGAUACUUGCACAUUCCCUCGCCGUCGGACAGUCCUGGCUCCCAGACUCGUGCCCCAUCUUGUUCACCUCUGCACCCACAAGGUUGCAUACUUGACUGUCCUUAAGGUGAUCAACCAGCGCAACGAGCCGGAAGCUCGCGACAUUGUGCUGAAGGCACUUUUCUUCAGUCCCGGUGAUGAAGUUUUGGAAAAGAUCCUGAGCGAUCAGACAUCUGGUGCAACCCUGAUCUUCAAGGUCCUGACCACCCCAUUCUUUGAUGAGUCCAUGCGGACUGAAGUCGUGAAGAACGUGUCUAAGGUUCUCACAAAGCUCAAGGCUUCCCCCAGCCAAGGCUAUAAGCGUUUGAUGGAUGAAGUUGGUCUCUCCUCGCGAGGCAGCGGUCGGGAGCAUCACCAUGGCCGCGACGGAGCUGGCCAUUCCACUCCUGAGAAAUCGCAACACCGCCAAUCUUCCCGCCAUGGAAGCUCGGGAUAUCCAGCCCAGCCAUCUAUGGACAGACAGUACAAUGGACAAUAUGCUCCCAACAACUUUGGACAGAGCCCCGAUUCUCGCCCAAUGACGUCUGACCAGGUCAACCCCGCAUCUCUCGACCCUUACUCAAGCAACGGGCUUGGAGGCCAUCUCAACGGUAUGCCCGGUGCAGCUGGUUAUCCGCAGGAACCUUUGAGCCAGCAACAGCUCCAAUACCAAGCCUAUCUCGCCGCCCAGGCUCGUGGUGUUCCCCAGGGCUACCCAGGUAUGCCGGCAGCCAAUUAUGGUUAUCCAGCUGGCUCACCAGCCAUGGAUAACCUGCGAUCGCUGCCACAGCAGACCUCCCCGCUCUCCGGACCGGGCCAGAUGAGUCCUAGCCCGAUGCUCGGCCAGAACAACUACCCGCAGUUCAGCCCCGUCGUUAACCCCGCCCAGAUGUACCCAUAUCCUCCGCAAUACUACCCCCAGGCACAGCCUGUGCAGGGGCAGUCCGGCGGAGGCCGACGUGGACGAGUGAGUUCAAUCUCGGAUCGACCCUAA
Molecule: messenger RNA, 3510 nt
Organism: Penicillium bovifimosum
Lineage: Eukaryota; Fungi; Ascomycota; Eurotiomycetes; Eurotiales; Aspergillaceae
Product: putative RNA binding protein Jsn1
Exons: 2
Coding region: 1-3510 (1169 amino acids)
Molecular function (GO): RNA binding
Source: RefSeq, a predicted model, not a curated record